Vigna umbellata (rice bean) is the source of this 2089-nucleotide messenger RNA. RefSeq names its product receptor-like cytosolic serine/threonine-protein kinase RBK2. The record is from RefSeq and is a predicted model, not a curated record. Gene Ontology annotation, biological process: protein phosphorylation. Gene Ontology annotation, molecular function: ATP binding; protein kinase activity. Lineage: Eukaryota; Viridiplantae; Streptophyta; Magnoliopsida; Fabales; Fabaceae.
AAAAAAGAUUAAAAAAAAUAAUAAUAAUAAAGCCAAAGAAAUAUUGCAUUUCUUUUCUUCUUCUCUACGUGACAGAUGAUAUGAUAAUCCGCAAUGAUAACAGUCUACCAUUGAUUCUGAUCAUCCAGUAGUUCACUUUUGAGGGAAAGGGUCAUAAAUUUAUUUUGCUCAGACAAUUAAACUGGAAAACGACAUCGCAAGAAGCUUGAAGUUGGUUGAAUGUAGAAGGCGAAGUAAUAACUAAUGUUGAUGUCUGCCUCUUCGUUCAUGCUUCUGUCUCCUGGUCUCCCAACCCUCAUUGCUACAACUCCCAAGAAAACAAAAAGUAAUUAGUUAAGUAGUCAAAUUCAAAAUAUUGCCUUUAUGGCACCCCAGCUACCCCACUUUUACUUCAACCAUGAGAUGUUUGAUUAAAUUUCUUUCGUCCUUGCUGAGGAUUUAUUUCGUCUUGUGGGUAACUGAGAUGUUGUGUUGCCAUGUGAUUUCAGUGCCACUGUUUCGAUACUUUAGUUGUUGCGUUGCUUUCACCUCUGCCUCGAGUUUCGUUCAUUCUUACAUUGGCACUUGGUUUUUCAGAAUUGUUUUCUAGGAAAAUUCUUUUGAAUUGAAAGCUCCGUGCAGUUAAAUUAACUCCCACAACCGUUCCCCACAGUUUGGCUUCUUAGAUUUUUAAGUCGUGUUGGAUUUUCAUUUUCUAGUUGACGGUUCUGGGUUUGAGUCGUAGAAAAUGGAGGACGAGGUGGAUUCCCCUGUUGGUGUUCUUGAGGAUUAUUUUUUCAAGAGUUCAGAAUCAGAAACUAGUUCUUCCAAAGAACCUGGUACCUCGGAUUCUGAUAAGUCAAAGCUCGGUUCUAGGUGGCAUGCGUUUCUUCAAUUGUUGAGGGUCAAAUCGAAGAAGCCGGUGGCCACAUUGUAUCCUCUGACUGUCCUCAAACUCUCCAGAAGAUUCACCAGUGGCAGGAGGGAGACUGUGAUAGAUGCUUCUUCCUUUCAUAGUUCACCCUGGAAGAUCUUCACUCACCAUGAGAUACAAAUUGCAACCAAUUACUUCUCCCAAGAAAAUUGUAUUGGAAAAGGUGGUUAUGCCGAGGUUUACAAAGGGUGUUUGCCAAAUGGUCAGCUGGUGGCGAUUAAACGAUUGGCACGUGGAGCAGAAAACGAAACUACAGAGGACUUCUUAUCAGAACUUGGCAUAAUGGCUCAUGUAAACCAUCCCAAUACUGCUAAAUUAGUUGGCUAUGGAGUGGAGGGAGGAAUGCAUUUAGUGCUUGAGUUGUCUGAAAAAGGGUGCUUAGCUUCAGUGCUGAAUGGUUCCAAGGAGAAGCUACCAUGGCCUGUCAGGCAGAAAAUAGCAUUAGGAACAGCCAAGGGUAUAUUGUAUCUUCACGAAGGUUGUCAAAGAAGAAUUAUUCACAGAGAUAUAAAAGCAUCAAAUAUCUUGCUUACUGAGGACUUUGAGCCGCAGAUUUGUGAUUUCGGGCUAGCAAAAUGGCUACCAGAGAAUUGGACCCACCACACCGUUUCAAAAAUCGAAGGGACUUUUGGUUACCUUGCUCCAGAAUACUUGCUUCAUGGGAUAGUGGAUGAGAAAACAGAUGUGUUUGCCUUUGGUGUAGUGCUAUUAGAAUUAGUCACUGGACGAAGAGCACUUGAUUAUUCACAACAAAGCCUUGUUUUGUGGGCAGAACCUUUUCUGAAAAAGAAUAAUAUCAGGGAGCUGAUCGAUCCUUCACUUGAUGAUGUUUUUGACAGUCGGCAGAUUAAAAUUAUGGUUUUCACAGCUUCUUUAUGCAUUCAACAAUCCUCUAUUCGUCGCCCCUCUAUGAACCAGGUUGUACAGCUUCUGAAUGGUAACGUUAGCUGCUCUAGCUUCACCAAGAAAUCUCAACUUCCAUUCACUCGAAAGGACUUUCUAGAAGAGUUCAUUGAUUCUGAUUAAUUGAAAGGAACAUAAAUCAUUAGAGACAGCAACACUAAAUUGUUAUUAAAUGAUGACAGCGAUGUAUCUCAUUUUCAUUUUUUCUCAGGAAAAGGAAAAACAAAAGCUGUUUUUCCCCAACACGUGAUUAAAGGGAUUGGAGUUUUUACA